AUGCCAGCUGCUCCAGCCGAUACUCCAGAAGCUAGAUUUGCGUUGCAAGCCGCUCUCCUUCUCCACGAGACAAAGAGAGGUGGCGGCGGGUCAAGCGGACGUGCCAGACGGUCGCUUCACAUCAAAAUCGUCUCUGGAUUUGCAGUGGAGCUGAGCCAGACCGGCAUAAUCUUCAAGUGGCCGAAAUACAUUGCGUGGCUGGAACACAACACGCCUGAUCGUGGGGCGGGUCUCCCUGUUUUCUUGAAUUCACCUGGCCCUACGCUCUUCCCGCGGGUUCAUUCUGUUCCUCCAGCGGUACCUGCUAGCUCUCCUUCUGUUUCCACUCCGCCUUCGCCUUCGAUUCGUGCCUUGGGUACUGAUUCGGAAAGGGUUGCGGGAUCUUCAGGGCUAGAGGCUUCCGGGUCGCUAAGUGUUCUUCCGAGUGGGAGAAAGUUGCCGCCCCAGCCUCCUGUUCCAAAAGCUAAAACAGGAAUCCCGCCAUCUACUGCACCAAACGUUGGACCAUAUCUAACGCUCGGACAGCGAGCAGCGGUUAUCUCACCUAACAAUCCGUUGCUUCGCGUGCGGUCGAGAUCUCCACCACGGUCCUCUUCGAUCCCAUCUGGAUCGGCGAGCAGCGGGGUUGGACCCGAGAGGGAGCGCGAGGCGGCCGAACAUCUUGAGAAUCCGCUUGAAAUCGCCGCGGUUCCAGCCGAGGAGGCUGCCGAGGAGAUUCUUGAAUCAGCCGAGGAGGCUGCGGAGGAGACUCUUGAUUCAGGUGCGGCUGCAAGCAGCGGGGUUGGACCCGAGCGCGCGACACCAGGCAGCGGGGCUGGACCCGAGAGGGAGUUGAGGUUCCGACCUGUGGCGCGUCAGGUGACUUCGCUUAAGGUUGCGGAGGGAUUGCUUCCGCCGGGUACUUCUGUGCUGCUGUCAUUGGACAUUCAUUUGGUCGCUGACCGCGACGAGGCGGGGACAUCUGCGUGCCUUGAGAGAAUCUUGCGAGAGCACUCGGAUUUGGCUGUGAUUUUCUGCUCGUACGCGGUGAAGCAAAAGACCAUUGAUAAGGCGGUCCAGUGUAUCCACCGUAUUUGUGAUCGGACGAUUGUGCGGCGCCCUUUGACCUUUCCCAUUUUCUUCACGACAUCCAAGACUGCGCCGGGCACAGGCAAAGGAGCACAAUUGUCUAAGUUGGCGAAUAUCUUUAGCCGGUCGCGCCCCGCUCCACUGACUUCUUUGUAUCACGUGGACGAUCAAGAUCCGAUUUGCAAGAACGUGACAUCCUACGGCCAUCACGGUGUGACUUGGGCGGAGGAGGACCCGCGUUCUUUGGAUCAGAUCGAGUUGCACUUGCACCAACAUGCCCAUAGGCAGCAGGUCCUUCAGGUUGGGGUUGACCCGGUAACCCAUGCAAACAUGCAAUCCGAAGCAACAACUGCCGUUAUGAACGCGAGAGCUGAGACGGCAGCCGUGUUCGGUGAAGCUGAAGCAGUGAUUAUGUCUCUAAGAUCAGAGAACCAACAGCUAGGUGCCCAGGCCGCCGCGAUUCAAGGUGAGUCGUAUGCCGCCAUACAGGCGCUAAGGUCCGAAAACCAGCAGUUGGGUUCACGCGCUUCGGUGAUUCAGGGUGAAGCUGAAACGGUGAUCGGAAACCUCCGAACUGAGAACCAACAGCUAGGAGAGAUGAAUCGCGAGCUCAACCAGAGACUCGAAAAGCAAGCUAAGAUGAUCCUUGAGCAGCAAGAGUUAUCUAAGGCUAUGCAUCAACAGCUAAUCGCACUUCAGUCGCAUGUGCAAGCUGCCGAACCUAAGAACCCAAGCAUCCCUCCAUCGGCCAUCCCCGCGAGCUCUACCCAAAAUGGCGCGGAUCAGGCUGCGUCUGCAUUCAACGCAUUGCAGGCACUCGCGGGUGAAGUUGGGGGAACAAUGCGAAGGAUUGAACAGGCAAUUGAGGCUUCCGGUUCUAGUGGUUCGGUUGCCCCGGGUCCGGUUGAGUUUGGAUUGCCACCGUACCAAUGCAGCCGUAAGAGCAUCUUCACGGGUAGAUUGCAUUCCGCAACACCCGCUUCUCCACCUCCUCCACCACAGAAGCUAAAGCCCCAAGUCUUCGACAUAGCAGAUGAAGAUGACUUUGAUGAGCAUGGCGAAGAUGAGGGUGAUGAGGACGGAGAAGAUUUCGAGGAUGAUCCAAUCGUCCCCGUUGCGGCUCACGAGCCUGAAGAUGACAGAGAUUACGAGUCUAGCAUUUAUAAGUACAAAGACCUGAAAGACAUCAAGCUUCCCCAAAUUCCGGGUUCUAGCGUUGAGUUCAGGGCUUACCGCAAUUCGGUGCUAACACAGAUUGCGUCAAUCGAUUGCAGCGGCAAAGCCGUCCUGUUGAAGUGGCUUCAGAAGAGCCUUGAUCCAUCAGGGAGCAUUGCAUUGACACGGUGUCAUGCGUCUGGAACGAUGCCAUCGGGUCGUGCACUCUUGUCCAUUCUUAGCAGAAGAUACCGGAUAGAUAAAGUGCGCGGGCCAUUGGUGACACUACAAUCCUUGUUCGAUUUAGAACCUGACUCAUUUUCCUACCAAUCGCUUGUAGCCUUCAAACAACGCGUCGAGUACGUGUUGAAUGGCUUACCGGAGCGGCAAUGGCCAGAUGCCGAAACAAUGUUUUCCUGGAUCUACUCACGGCUAAAGGGAUGCAGGAUGCUUUCACGCACAAUUGAUCGGGUCAAAGAUGCCAAGCCGGGUUCCAAGCGUAGGACAUUUGAGUACAUUUGGAACGGGCUCGAAGAGGUUCUUGCAGAAGUGCACGAGGAUCGUAACGAGCAAGCGCUCAAGGAUUCGCUCAAAGAGGAUUCCAAACAGAAGCCGAAACCAGAUGCAAAUGCGAAAGCAGCCGCGGCCAAGGCUACGCCCGAGUCACCGACGCCAAUCGUGGUGCCGGUGAGGGUGCCAACAGGGACAAAGGCAAAGGUAAAGGGAAAGGGCAUUUUGACUGAUAUGUUCAGCGAUCACAUCCGGUCAACCAAGCCGUUGCAGUUUGAAACCGGGAAUGGUGUGACGAGCAGUGGCACCUUCCUUACUACAACGAGCGAUGCCUUUGGAUCAGUAGAAUCCUAUGUUCUGCAAAGCUGCCCGGUAGUGCGGUCUUUAGGCCAACUAGUAGAGUUGCAGCGAAAACCUUUCGUUUGGCUUCCUGGUAGCAUGCCGUUCUUCGGUAGUGACGAAGAUUGCAUCCAGAUCACUUGGGAUUCGGAUCGUGUCAUUUAUGCCCAUAAGGUUGAUGACUAUGUUCCGGUAUUUCGUGAGCAGAUCAGGUUUGGUGGUGAUGGUUUGCACAGAGCCUUAGCCGCUGGUGAGUCUGCUCCGGCAGCCCCAGCAGAGGUUCCUGCGCCCGCUGUCCCAGCAGAGGACCCUCCUCUCCCAGCUCCCGCAGCACCCCCUCCACCUGAUCCAGGGGAAGGUUCCGGUGCCGACGAUGAGGGUGAUGAGGAUGCACCAACCAAGGCUCAGCGGCUAAUCACUGAAGCCCAGUCGACGCCAGAGGCCGAAAUGAUUUCAAUGGCAUCAGCUAUGUUUUCAGAGGUCAUAAAUUUGCAGACGUUCUUACAGUCAGCCUUCAAAAGCACAGUGCCGAUCAUCUUCUUCCAAGACAAUGAAACUGUCUUGGCCAUCCUGAAGUCGGGAUACAGUCCAAAGCUUCGCCACUUAGGGCGCGUGCACCGCGUGAACGUGGCAAGUAUGGCAGAGAUAUUUGAGCAAGAAGAUUUUUCGGCUACUUACGUGAACAGCAAGGAGCAAUUAGCUAAUGGUUUGACUAAGAUCAUCCCUCCCGCUGAGUGGUCUGACAUGCUUACACAGCUGUGCCUUCACGAAGGUGUCCCUCACAAUGCGACCGUCUCAAAGGUUGUAGUCGAGGAAGCAGAGCGUUUUGCAAGCUCACUGCCUAGGAAGAUCACACAAGAAGACCUUGUGCAAUGUGCUUCACCACCGGUGCGUUCGCGCACGGAGGUGGGAUCGCAGGUUUAA
This is a messenger RNA of Symbiodinium sp. CCMP2592, 3996 nucleotides long. Lineage: Eukaryota; Dinophyceae; Suessiales; Symbiodiniaceae. The record is from the annotation of a GenBank genome assembly.